GUCUCUACUGCCCGGAUCUAGCUGAAUGAACUCGAACCAUUAGACCUCUGCUCCUCUAAAGGCGUGAGCCCCAGCCUGAAUCAUCUCUCCUCAGAUACUUCCCGGCUGCCUUCACGAAUCAGCCCGUAUCAUCAUGAACUCACCCACCCAUUCUCAUAGCGAACGACGGCAGAGCUUGACACAUUACAAGCCAGUUCAAAGGAUCAGCCAAGCGUGUCAGCAUUGCAGGCGAAGAAAGGCCCGAUGCACAGGCGACCGUCCGCAAUGUCAGAACUGUAGGAAACUGCGUCGAGAGUGUAUCUAUCCAGACACUGUGCGCCAUGACAAAGUCCGAGCUGACAAUGAUGAGUCGCUCGAGAAAUUGUCAUGUCGCCUGGAGGAGGUUUGCAGCCGCCUCAGCAACAUCGAAUGCCUCCUCCACGGGACCGAAUCUGCUCGAAUCAGGCCCUCAUUCGACACAAGUCCCACUGACCAGAGCAUUUUCGACCCAUGUCCUGCACAGAUUACUCUAGCAGGGCACACUACCAGAGAUAUUACACAGGCUGGGGCAGAACAUUCGGCAGGAGACUCUUCCAUAUUUGUCAACAACGACGAGGCAUUGAGUGAAGAUUUGUCGCUUGCGGGAACGAUACCAUCUACAGUCCUUCUAGAGAUAGUGGAUAUUUAUUUCGCCUGCUGCCACAAUCAGCCGUAUUCAUUGUUCCAUGAGGCCAAUUUCAGACAGCGACUCAGCCGCGGAGAUAUCCCACAACAUUUACUGUUCGCGAUCAUGGCAUCUGCAGUGCGCUUUUCGCAGAACCCAUUCUUUGGAGAUCGACACAGCAUGGCAGUGUUGUAUGCCAACCACUCCUGGAAAUCCAUUGUGUCAAGCUGUUUUUCAGCCACUCGAAUUGAGGAUAUACAAACUCUACAAUCUCUGACAUUGCUCUCCAUUUUUGACUUCUCAGCGGGGCAUGAUCGACACGCAUUGGCAUGGGUGAAGAUUGGACUAUCCGUACGCAUUGCGCAGUCCAUGAGGCUGAUGAUGGAGAACCGAACCAACAUGUCUUAUGCCGAUCAAGAAGAGCGCAGAAGAGUCUUCUGGUCUCUAUAUCUCCUGGAUAAGCUUGUCACUUGUGGUCGAGCACAGCCACCAGCCAUUCUGGACGCAUCCUGCCAGUUACAAUUGCCUUGCAGCGAGGUCGUUUGGAGGGCUGGAUCGAGGCAGAAGACUAUGAGUUUGCAACAGCUCUUUUGCAGAACGGGUCCAAAGCCCCCUCAUGGCGCAGGGCCGUUCAGCAACGUCAUUGCAAUGGCAUAUACCCUCAGUCGAACAGCGCAAUACAUGCUGCAGCAGUUUAACAUGCAGGACCAGGAACCGCCAUGGGACGCCAACUCGGAUUUCGCCGCCAUACAAUCCGAUCUCCUUUACCUCGAAAGCCGCUUGGAGAUGCAGAAAACACUAAGCGAAGUUAUGUCUCGACAUACGGCCCAUGGAGACAUCGAUCAACAAUCUGCUGGACCAGCGAUAUUCUCGCGUGCCUUGUUUCACCUCUGUUACUGUCUCCUUCACCACCCUUUUCUCCUACGUCGGCGACUGGAGUCCUGUCAAGUUCCUGCCCCGUCUAGCUUUCUUUCUCGCGCAUUCGAUGCGGCUUGGGAAAACUCGAAGCGUCUGACGCUUCUUUUGCAAGAGGCCCGGUGUUCGGGUGCCACUACAGGUGCUUCGUUUUACGGCUAUUGCACAGUCGUGGCGGGGACCAUUCUGGCUCUGCAUCGACAUCAUUGCUCAGAUACCAGGAGACUCGAGUCUGCGGAGCUUUUGAAAUGUAACAUUAGCUUUCUGGAAGAUCUCGGUCAAUUCUACCGGAAUGCUUGCUCUAUCGGACAAUCUCUGAAGCGUUUCGCCGCCGACACGUCCAUUUUUGCCUCCUUGAUAUCCGAUUCGGCACUCCCCGACGGGUUGACCACCAAGAAUUUCGAGGUUGUUUUGGAUUUGCUAGACUAUAGUACCAUGUCUGAAACUGCUCCUGUACUCGAGAGCGAGCCCGCCGAUUCCAACAUUUGGCACUAUGGUGAUGCCUGUUGGGACGAGCUCUUUGGGACUUUCGACAUGGUUGAUUUCACCACUCAGUCAAUUCAGUUCGAUGCCUCUUCUGGGGAUGGAGACGGGACUGAAUCAUCCCAACUUUCCUAUUACUUUUGAGAAAAAGGUUGUCAUACUAAAAAGUAGACCUUGAACAAAAGCAAGGUAUUUGUAUGAGUUAUCAGUGAAUGCAGUUAAAUGCAUACAGCGUGAGGUGUCGGAAGGAGACAACUCUUUGGAAGCUAAAGCGGUAUACCUGAC
This is a messenger RNA of Cladophialophora immunda, 2326 nucleotides long. RefSeq lists its product as uncharacterized. The coding region runs from base 134 to 2185 and encodes 683 amino acids. The transcript has 7 exons. Gene Ontology annotation, biological process: regulation of DNA-templated transcription; DNA-templated transcription. NCBI's taxonomy places the organism in Eukaryota, Fungi, Ascomycota, Eurotiomycetes, Chaetothyriales, Herpotrichiellaceae. The record is from RefSeq and is a predicted model, not a curated record. Gene Ontology annotation, molecular function: zinc ion binding; DNA-binding transcription factor activity, RNA polymerase II-specific; DNA binding. Gene Ontology annotation, cellular component: nucleus.